Molecule: messenger RNA, 4415 nt
Organism: Acipenser ruthenus (sterlet)
Lineage: Eukaryota; Metazoa; Chordata; Actinopteri; Acipenseriformes; Acipenseridae
Gene: flrt3
Product: fibronectin leucine rich transmembrane 3
Exons: 3
Coding region: 1065-3023 (652 amino acids)
Molecular function (GO): protein binding
Source: RefSeq, a predicted model, not a curated record
CAGACUUGUGGUCUAUGUAAGUGAAUGCUCCCCUCUCCCACUCUUUCCUAGUGCUAGUGGAGUGUGCAGACACACAUACAGACACACACACAUUACUGUUACUAUUAGAACUACACACCAGUCUUGUAGCUCGUACUUACUUUGUGCUUUUGGAACUGAAGACUGAGGGCUCUAUUAUUGGUGACUCCCUUUUUCUGGAUUUAUUCUCGUGGCUGCACUGUAAACAGGAUUUUACUUUUUUUUCUUGAUCAUCAGAAGGACCAAGGUUAAAACAAGAGAGAGAGAGAGAAAGCUGAUUAUCCCUUCAGUAUGACAACAAGACAACUGUGAGGUUCCAGGCCUCUGGAAUUUUUUUUUUUUUUUUUAAACUCAUGGCUAAGGAGUUUAUUUUGAUGAAGUAUAAAGUAAAUGCUUCCUGAUACAAACACCUUGGAAAUCGUCUUGGUGUAAAGAAAGGGAAAGAAACAAUUGGGCAACCCCUACAUGUCGCUCUGUACAUGUGGGGUAGAUUUAUUUGGGAGCCAUCUACCGUGUACAAUUUACAGCUGGAUAAUCCAGACAAAAACAACAAAAAAAACGGGAAAAGGACUCUGAAAAGGACAGCAUCAGUCAAGCCUCAACAACGUGAAUGGUUUCCCCAAGGUGAAGCUAGACUUGCUUUUCUCACUGACACUGCAGAAAGGAGCUUUUAAGAGUUACAAAAGGUGUUAUUUGGGUUACGGCUGUUAACCACUACAUACAAAAAAAAAAGCCUCCGUGCACUGAAUCGCCUUCUUGCACAAGAGCAGGAAGCUUAAGGUUUGUCUUCAAGCAGAGGUGUUCUUUAUAUGCUUAUCUGCCAUGGUAAACCCUAUGUUGGAAUGAUCACUAAGAAUUGAGACUAGCCAGGAGGUCAACAGUAUAAACAAGGAUCAGCAACCAUUGCGAGUGCACGAAAUAACCAGGGACUGGACCAUAUUGUUGAAAAUUAUCUGCAUUGGAUUUCCGUGAGCAAAGGAUUUACUUGCACCUUUAAAUCAGUGUGUUAAGAAAUAUCCAUCUGGCAUACAAUUUCACCAUUAAGAAUGAUCUUCAAGUGCAACAGCUUCCUUCUCUUAUGGAUCCGAAUAGGACUAUGCCUCGGUUUGAUAGGUCACUCCGUCAGCGCUGCUUCCUGCCCCAAGUCAUGUCGCUGUGACGAAACGUUCAUUUAUUGCAAUGACCGAGGUCUGACUUCCAUUCCCAGUGGGAUUCCUGAGGAUGCUACAACCCUCUACCUGCAGAAUAACCGGAUAAACAAUGCAGGGAUUCCAGCAGGACUGCGGAAUUUGAACAAAGUGGAAAGAAUUUACCUCUACUGCAACAACUUGGACGAGUUUCCAACUAACCUACCAAAAUAUGUCAAGGAACUUCAUUUGCAGGAGAAUAAUAUUAGGACUAUCACACACAACUCACUAGCUCAAAUUCCUUAUAUAGAGGAACUGCAUAUGGAUGAUAACUCUGUUUCGGCAGUCAGUAUAGAUGAAGGGGCAUUUCAAGACAGCAACCGCCUUCGACUUCUGUUCCUUUCUCGGAAUCACCUUAGCACCAUCCCUGUAGGUCUCCCAACAACCAUCGAAGAGCUAAGAUUUGAUGAUAACCGUAUUUCUUUCAUAACUGAGCAGUCCUUGCAGGAUCUUAUAAACUUGAAACGUCUAGUUUUAGAUGGAAACCUUUUAAACAAUCAUGGAAUAGGAGAGAUGGCAUUUAUGAACCUUGUUAACCUAACUGAGCUGUCUUUGGUUCGCAACUCUCUCACAGCUCCACCAAGGAACCUGCCAGGCACUUCCCUAAAAAAGUUAAAUCUCCAGGAAAACCACAUCAACCGGAUGCCAGCCAAUGCAUUUUCUUAUCUCAGACAAUUAUACCGCCUGGACUUAUCCAGCAACAACUUGAGCAGUUUGCCCCUGGGUGUCUUCGAUGAUCUAGACAACCUAACCCAGUUGUUGUUGCGCAAUAAUCCUUGGUACUGUGACUGCAGAAUGAUAUGGGUGCGGGAUUGGUUGCGUAGCUUGCCAGCUAGGGUCAAUGUACGUGGGUUGAUGUGCCAAGCACCCGACAAAGUCAAAGGGAUGGCUAUUAAAGACCUUGCUAACAAUUUGUUUGACUGCAAAGAGCCAGAAAUACCCCCCACUGCUCAAAGCACAACUGUGGUUUCAAACACAUUGCCAACAUUCAGAGGCCAGUGGCCUGCAUCUGUGACCAAAAGACCAGCAGUCAAAGGACCUGACUUGAGUAAAAUCUACCACUCCACAACACCCCCAGCCAGGAAAAUCAUUACAAUAAGUGUGAAAUCUAUCAGCACUGAAACUGUUCACAUUUCCUGGAAAGUCGCACAGCCUCUGACAGCCUUGCGACUUAGCUGGCUGAAGAUAGGCCACAACCCUGCUUUUGGUUCCAUCACUGAAACUAUUGUUCAAGGAUAUACAACUGAGUAUUUACUCACAGCACUUGAGCCAGAGUCUUCAUACCGGAUAUGCAUGGUUCCUAUGGAAACCAAUAAUUUACAUCUGUCUGAUGAUACGCCUGUCUGUAUACAAACAGAGACUGCAUCUCUAAAAAUGUACAACCCCACAACAACUCUGAACCGGGAGCAAGAGAAGGAACCUUACAAAAACUCUAGCUUGCCUUUGGCAGCUAUUAUAGGAGGAGCUGUGGCACUUUUGGCAAUUAUAAUGCUAGCAUUGGUUUGCUGGUAUGUUCACAGAAAUGGCUCUCUGUUUUCAAGGAACUGUGCAUACAACAAAGGCCGUAGAAGAAAGGACGACUAUGCAGAGGCUGGAACCAAGAAGGACAACUCGAUCUUAGAAAUUAGAGAGACUUCUUUUCAAAUGAUACCAAUAAACAAUGAGCCAGUGUCAGUGUCAAAGGAGGAUUUUGUAAUACAUACCAUAUUCCCACCUAACGGCUUGAGCAUAUAUAAGAACAAUCACAGUGAAAGUAGCAGUAGCAACAGAAGCUACAGAGACAGUGGAAUUCCAGAUUCAGAUCAUUCUCAUUCAUGAUAAUGAACAACAUAUUUUAAGACAUUUUAAUAAAAAAGAAUAUGGGACUUGAAAACUGGUCGCUCUUCAAUUGCAAAACACUGGAUUUUAAAAGACUGAAGAAGCAAUGUUCUGUACAUUUGCCAUAUAAUUUAUAUUUAAGAACUUUUUAUUAAAAUAUUUGAAUUACAGGUUAUCACUGGACUGUGAGGGGACACCUGGUCACUAAUUGCAAUUCUAUAUAUUUUAGAAAUUUGUAGUAAUUUGUACUGUAUUAUCUUUGCUUAAGGUUUCAGACCAAUUAAAUAGUGUGUUCUGAAAUAUGACGACUUGUCAACUGUGAAAGUGUAUUUUUUUUUUUUACUGUGUUGAACAAUCAGACUUUUUAAAAAUGACAUUUCAGGACCUUGUAGUAUAAGCACAGGUCAUUUUUUACUUGGUUGGUAUUGUAACUGUCGACAAAACACAACAAUAAAAUGCAGUCAAAAUGGUCCAUUGCAGGGGGAACCACAGAAAAAUCACAUUUAAGAUCAAGUCUUCUCCAAAUAGAAGAAAAGGGAUUUUUCAUAAGAAUAUAUGUUGCAGUAUCAAUAAAUGUCAGGCAUUUUCUGCUUUGGAGUGGCAGUGCAAAGAUAAUGUUCCAUACCUGCCACUGCCUUAGGUUACUUGCCGUACAAAAUAAGCUAAGCACAGGCUAACACAACCGAAAACCUACCACAAACUGGAAAAUAACAAGCAGAGACUGUGGUCGUUAAAACAAAGCAUAACAACUCAAAAAGGUGAUAUUGCAAUGCAACAUUUUUCAACAUAGUGUACAAUACAUAAUAGCUUGGAAAAACAGGCAUUUAAAAAGCAAAAUAUUGCAUUCUGGCUUUUUUUUUUUAAUUAAUAAAUAAAUAAAUAAAUAAAUAAAUAAAUAAAUAAAUAAAUAAAAGUGUCAGCCGAUUUUUUUUUUUUUAAAACCACAAUUUAAAUGUUCUUUACAACUGAAAACCAAAGUGCAUUGUACGCCCUUUGGACAGUCUUGUAUGUGCCUUGAUCCAAUGCUUAUUGUAUUUAGCUUUUUAAAAAUCAGUGACUUAACUUUUCUCAUACAUACUUGCAUAUGAGAAAAGUUUGGUCAUAUUGCUGAAUAAAAGUGAAUUAAAACAAACUGUGUUGUGCUGAAUUCACUGUUGCAAUGUUACACUUCUAGGCAUCCUGGAUGCUGGUUCUGACUACCAAAAUAUCUCCUCAAAAUAACAAAAAAAUCUUUUGCAAGCAAUUACUACUCAGUCUGCAGACCUCAGAUAGACUUUUGUCUGCAAAGCCCUGUAAUGCAUCCAAUAUCUGGAUAAAGUGUGAGAUAUUAUUCAAUACCACAGAGAAGCUAGAAUUAGUAGAAAGCACAAAAUAAAACUCAAUUAGAUAUAA